Messenger RNA from Candidozyma haemuli, 990 nucleotides. RefSeq lists its product as uncharacterized. Gene Ontology annotation, biological process: mitochondrial respiratory chain complex III assembly. The record is from RefSeq and is a predicted model, not a curated record. NCBI's taxonomy places the organism in Eukaryota, Fungi, Ascomycota, Pichiomycetes, Serinales, Metschnikowiaceae. The transcript has a single exon. The coding region runs from base 1 to 990 and encodes 329 amino acids. Gene Ontology annotation, cellular component: mitochondrion.
AUGCUCAACUCCUCUGUUGCCUCCAGGGCCCUUCCUGGAAGAUGGGUCGGGAUCAGAGCUCUCGCCACGAACUCUAGAACCCAGUUCCAGCAGAUGCCUUCCCUUAUGAACAAGGAGAACAUCGAGUCUCCAGCCAAGUUGGCCCAGGAUUCUCAUCUACCUAAGGCUAUUCCUGAAGUCAAGGGUAAGAUCCGUCAACCAACCAGCAAACAGCCAUUCUUGUCCGAUAACAGAAUCGAAAAUGACCCUACUUACAGAAUGUCGGGUUGGAAACAAAGCAUAGGUCAGUGGAUCGUCAGAGUGUUCAACAUCGAUAUGGACAGAUCCAGAGCUGGUCCAGUCGCCGGCUCUUUUUACUUUGGCGAAUGUAAACGUCAAGGUAUGUACUACCCAAAUGAGCCGCUUUCCGACACUGCCAGAUUCUUUUACGAGACCUUGGGUCUACCUAAAAGUUUUGCUCAGCACUUCCAGAUUACUGCUUUGCACUACUGGAUUCUUUCUGUCAGAAUGAGAGCUAUGCCUUUUAAGUACGGCAGAAACUACCAGCAAAAGUUGGUUGACAGAAUUUUCAGAGAUAUGGAGCUCAGAAUGUCUGGUGAGUUGAACAUCGCUUCCAACAAGAUCAUUGAGCGUUACUUGAAGGAUUUCCACAAACAGCUUUUGGGUCUUAAUGUGUCUUACGACGAGGGCCUUAUGACUGACGACAUCACAUUUGCAGCAGCUCUUUGGAGAAACAUCUUCUCUGGUAACCCAGAUGCUGACAUGAGACACAUUGAAGCACUUUUGGGAUACGUCAGAUCUCAGCUCUACGUGCUCAACAAGAUGACCGACCGUGAAUUUGGUUUCGGUAACUUCACUUUCGUUCCACCAGACCAGGUGGUCAAGCCCUUGACAAAGACUCAGGAAGCCAAAUUGAAGGAAGCUGCCAAGGCUGAGUUUGCUGAUAAGAAUCUUCCAUCUCAGAGAAGUGUGCUUUCUUUAGACGAAUAA